UUGAUUAUAGAAUAUAAUUAGCAAGAGACUCUCCAUUGUCUCCACAGCAUAAUCCUGCUCUUGAAAACUUCGAACAAUUUCUGGCUUUUGUGGUUCUACCUUGUCCAACUGUUUAACAAAUUAUGGAAGCAGUCGUCUCUAGCAUUGCUGAAGGGAUCGUUGGGAGAUUGGGCUCUGAAGCUGUGCGAGAAAUUGCAUUGCUUUGGGGUGUAAAUGAAGAGCUUAUACGACUUGAAGAGACCAUUUCAACCAUCAAAGCUGUACUUGCUGAUGCAGAGAAGAAGCAGAUCCAUAACGAUCAAGUCAAAACAUGGCUUAGUAGACUUGAAGAUGUUGUCUGUGAAGUUGAUGACUUGGUGGAUGGGAUUUCAACUGAAGCUUUGCGACGCCAAGUGAUGACCAGUAACACCCAUAUAGCCAAGCAGGUAUGCACCUUCUUCUCGACCUCGAAUCAACUUGUGUUUCGACACAAGAUGAGUCACAAAAUAGAGUCUCUUAAAAAGAAACUAGCUGUGAUUAGAGAUGAUAGACAAUUCCAUUUGGAGGAACACCACGGAGAGGCUCAACCAGUGUAUAAUAGAGCGGUGAGGGAUACUCACUCGUUUGUCUCUAAAGGAGAAGUAGUUAUGGGGAGGGAUGGUGAUAGAAUGAAAAUCCUUCAACUUUUGUUGGAUACGAAAUCUGACCAUGAGAAUGUAUCAGUUGUUAAUAUAGUGGGUCAGGGAGGACUAGGAAAGACCACACUUGCUCGACUUGUGUUCAAUGAUGAAAAAAUCGAAAAACAUUUUGAUCUCAAAAUGUGGGUGUGUGUCUCUGAUGCAGAUUUUGAUGUUAGAUUGCUUGUUCAGAAAAUUAUUAAAUCUAUAUCUAAUAAUGAGAAAGUUGAAAAUUGUGAGAUGGAAUUAUUGCAAAAGUCUCUUCGAAAAAAAAUAAGUGGAAAGCGAUAUCUCCUUGUUCUUGAUGAUUUAUGGAAUGACAAUCGCGAAUUAUGGUUGAAGUUGAAAGAUUUAUUGUUAAAUGGCAUAGAUGGGAGCAGAAUAAUUGUAACUACUCGCAGUAUGGUGGUUGCAAGGAUUACAAAGACCACAUUAGAACCAUAUCUCUUAGGAAAUCUUGAUGAUGAUGAGUCUUGGUCUUUGUUUAAGAAAAUGGCAUUUACGGAAGGACAAGAACCAAACAACUCCAACAUCAUCCAAAUUGGAAAGGAGAUUGUCAAAAAAUGCAAAGGAAUUCCUCUUGCCAUAAGAACCAUUGGAAGGAUGCUGUACUCUAAAGAUCGAGAAACCGAGUGGUUGUCCUUCCACAAAACUGAAUUUUCGAAGAUAUCUCAAGAUGAUAGUGAUAUUUUACCCACAUUAAAGCUUAGCUAUGAUUGUCUCACCUCCAAUUUGAAACAUUGUUUUUCCUAUUGUAGCUUGUUUCCUAAAGAUCAUUAUAUUAAUGUAGAAAACCUUAUCAAGCUUUGGAUGGCUCAAGGAUUUAUUAAGGCAUCUGAUGCAAAUCAAUCACUAGAGGACAUGGGCCGUGAAUAUUUUAUGGAAUUAUAUUGGAGAUCGUUUUUUCAAGAGGUGGAAGAAGAUGAGUUUGGUAAUAUAGAUUAUUGUAAAAUGCACGAUCUCAUGCAUGAUCUUGCACUAAAAGUAGCUGGAGCAAAGUGUGCUAUGUUACCAUCAGACAAAAAAGAUAUUGACAGAAGAGCUCGUCAUUUGUCAUUCGAUUUUCCCUUAAAAUCAUCCCAACAGAUUCCAAUUUCUCUGUCUCAAACAGCAAAUAGGAUCCGAACAGUUCUUUUGCCUAGCCAACAAAGGGAAGGUUAUGCAUUGAGAGAAAGUUUGCAGUUAUGUGAUGCAACUUUUUCAAAUUUCAAGCUCUUACGUUCUUUGGAUCUGCAUGACUCUGGAUUAACGACAUUAUCAAAUUCCAUUGGAAAAUUGAGGCAUCUAAGAUAUCUCGAUCUUUCUGGUACAAAAAUCAAGGCAUUGCCUAAUUCCAUUACCAAGUUACAGAACUUGCAGACUCUGAAGCUGUCCAGGUUGGGUGAAUUCAAAGAAUUUCCAAGAGAUAUGAAAAAAUUAAUAAGCCUCAGGCACCUUGAGUUUCUUGGGGUGAGGGAUUUGAGACAUAUGCCAAGUGGACUGGGACAGUUGACUAAUCUUCAAACCUUAUCAUAUUUUGUGUUGAGUAAAGGGACAAACUUGAGGCAUGGUUGUGGUGAUCAUGUUGCUGAGCUAAAGGAACUAAUGCCUUUAAAUAGCUUGAGAAAUCUUUGCAUUACAAAUUUGAGACACGGAAAAACAGAUGGUAAGGCAGCAAAUUUGAAGGCCAAACAAUAUCUUCAAUCCUUAGAAUUAGAUUGGUCUUCAUCAAAUGAUAGAAAAGAUCUUGAAGGCGCCAUGGAAAGUACUAGCACUGACGAGUAUGAAAUGACAUUGGAGAGCUUCGAGCCAGUCCCAAAUCUGAAAAAGUUGGUGUUAGAAGGUUACGGGGGUGUGAGGUUGUCAAGUUGGGUUUUCUCUCUUAAACAGCUUGUAAGCUUUUCUUUGUCAAACUGUAUAAAAUGCCAAACUCUGCCACCAUUGGAUCAGUUCCCUUCUCUCAAGGAACUUAGUUUGUCUAACAUGCCUCUUGUAGAAUAUAUUUCAGAUGACUUCUUCACUCCAUCAAAUGUGGCAUCAUUGAUGCCAUCCUUGGAAGUUCUGAAUCUUGCAGAUUUGUCUAAUCUUAAAGGAUGGUGGAGAGAUACUGUGACAGAUGGUACUUCUGAAAGUACAACAAUGCCAUCAUCAUCCAUGUUCCUUUAUCUUCCUCGUCUUUCUGGUUCACGAAUUGAGGGUUGCCCCAAAGUGAAGUUCUUGCCCUUCUCCCCAUCUAUCGCACACCUAACACUGGAAAGUUCAACUUGGAUGCCAUUCCAUCGAACAAUGAUGAGCAUUAGAACAGAAGAAACGUCAUUGUCAUCAUCAUCAUCAUCGACUCCUUCAUCUACGCAACUUAUCGCUUCCUCUUUCUCUCAUUUGGUGUCCACUUUGAAAUAUCUGUGGCUAUGCAAUAUCGAUGAUGAUCUACACUCUCUUCCCAAUUGGUUCAAAAGCCUUACAUCUCUAAGGGGCCUGAGCUUUGAUGGGUGCUCAAAGUUAAAGCAUCUGUCCCCCAUUAUUCAACAUCUAGUCUCACUUCGAGAGUUGUAUAUUAUUCGAUGCAAUGAGCUUGACAUGUCCAAUGCUGAAGUGAUUUCAUGGAAAGCCUGUAAAAGCCUUGUGUCUCUCUCAUUCAUCAGUCUUCCACGACUGGAGACUCCUCCUGAAGGGCUUCAAUACUUUACUACCUUACAGGAACUUCUAUUUUUUGAUUGUAAGAAUUUGAAGGCCAUACCCGAGUGGUUUAGUAACCUCACAUCACUUACAAAUAUUGAUCUAAAGGAAUGCCCCAAUUUGACAUCAUUGCCUGAAGGAAUACGCAGUAUCACCUCUUUACAAACAUUGAGGAUAUGGGGAUGUCCCAUCUUAUUGCGGAGAUGUAAAAGGGAAAAAGGAGAGGAUUGGCCUAAAAUUGCUCAUAUCCCUGGUUUGGAUUUUGGGCCCCUUGAUGAUUCGGAAUCCUCUUCUGUCUCAGGGUCGUCCAAGUGGAAAAUCUUUAACAACUUUAGAGUACCCCAACUCUGUAACAAAUAAUGAAAUAAAUAUAUCACAAGCCAGCUUGAGAGGAAGUUGAGCUAGAAAAACAAUACGAGUUCGGCUGUUUUCGCUUUUCCUAACUUUCAAAACUGAAACUCGGCAUAUGCUGUAGGGUAAAUUUGGGCCCACCAAAAGCCCACCACAGCAAAUACAAAGCCAACACACCAGUCCAAAUUCAUGUUCACAUUUCCCAAACCUAUCACAUGAGAGCAGCUAGGAGGAACCAGAAGCGUUUUGCAUACAGAAGGGGAAGAAGUAAGUGGCAACCCUUCAAAACAAAGGACACAGGUGGGAACAAGCGGGGAAAUCAAGGACUAUGCGUACUGAAGAAGAAAAAGCGCGGGCAAGUCUAGGCACUCAGAAGCAUUGGGAUUGUUCCAUGUCACUGACCAUCUGGUAUCAGACAAAGGGCUGUGGGGCGGCUAGGAGAGAAUAUUUAGAAAAGCAAUACGGCGUCGUUUUCCGCCAGUUGGUUUUAGAAGCCAAAUCUUGAAACGAUGUCGUAUGACUUUGUCAUUUGUGUUAAAAGCUAGUCCAGUUAGUUAAUUGUUUUGUCUGAUUGUUAGAAUUGUUAAACGCUGCGUUUUAGUCUUUUAACUUUUAUCAAAGAAGCUUCUUGAUCUUCUUGUUAAUUUUCCAUUUGUCUCAAACGGAUGGCCAUUGUUGUAUUAAUUUCUAAGCGUGAGAAUAUUAUUGAUCAACUAGCUCCAGAACCUUUUAGAGUAUUCUCUCUGUUCCUUUUGAGAGCUUGGAUUCAUUCUAUACAGACUAUUGCGGCGUCAUGAGAUUAGAGUUACAAUGAUGCUGCAAAAUCCUCAACCCUGUACGGUAUUAUUAAUUUGCACAAAUUGUACUACUUUGUUUUUGUGAAUAUGGAAAACUAGUUGAUGAGUAUAUUUUGUCAAUGAAACAAAG
Molecule: messenger RNA, 4589 nt
Organism: Ziziphus jujuba (common jujube)
Lineage: Eukaryota; Viridiplantae; Streptophyta; Magnoliopsida; Rosales; Rhamnaceae
Product: putative disease resistance protein RGA1
Exons: 4
Coding region: 123-3671 (1182 amino acids)
Biological process (GO): defense response to other organism
Molecular function (GO): ADP binding; protein binding
Source: RefSeq, a predicted model, not a curated record